Molecule: messenger RNA, 957 nt
Organism: Prunus avium (sweet cherry)
Lineage: Eukaryota; Viridiplantae; Streptophyta; Magnoliopsida; Rosales; Rosaceae
Product: CASP-like protein 1C3
Source: RefSeq, a predicted model, not a curated record
CCCUCAUAACUAGUUAUAUUAUCAGUUGCCAGAAUCUGCCUGCAAUGCACAGAAACUGCUUAUAGAAGCCACUAAUUAAUGAGAGUCUUAAUCUUAAACCACGUGGUUAAAUCUGGAAACACCCUUUUGCUCUGUACAUGUUUAAUUGGCUCGUUAUUAAGAUCAAAAUCUUCAUAAAUUUGUAGGUAACCAAACCCUUUCUGCUAUAAAGAAAUACAAAGAAAACAAGUGCCCCACCCUCUAUCUGUCCUCCUAACACCCUAAACAUCUCUUGCUCUAUAUACCCUUCUAAUUUUAUUAGCUGAAGCCUGAAACAUCGGAUUAUUUCCUUCCUCAAUUGAUCUCCAUGACUAAGAUUAGGAAGAUCUUCACCUUUCUGCUAAGGCUGCUAGCUUUGGCUGCAACUCUGUCUGCCACCAUAGUUAUGGUCACAAGCCAUGACUCUGCCAAUGUCUUGAACUUAACAUUCAAGGCCAAAUACAGCAAUUCGCCUGCUUUCAUGUACUUUGUGAUUGUGGAAGCAAUUGUAAGUGGAUACAACCUUAUGAUUCUGUUUCUUGCUUCAAAGGGUUCGCUUUGGCGCAUGGUCAUCAUUCUAGAUGUGGUUGUGGCUUUGUUACUUACUUCAAGCAUGUCAGCAGCCUUGGCAAUAGCUCAAGUGGGCAAGAAAGGGAACACUCAUGCUGGCUGGCUGCCCAUCUGUGGACAAGUCCACAAGUUCUGCAAUCAUGUAACAGGAGCUCUUGUUGCUGGCAUCAUUGCAGCAACAUUAUAUUUUCUGCUUAUUCUCUACACUCUUUACACUGUUCUCAAUCCUCUGUUUGUUGUAAAACCUUAAUUUUGUUGUUUUCAUUUGAUCUUUCCCCAGUGUAAAAAAAAAAGAAAAAAAGUUGAACGUAAUAUGCUCUAGUGUUCAGUACCUGAAGGACUGUUUGGAUGAAUGGAAAAGUCUUUUUC